AUGGACUAUUCUCAGCACUCCGAUAAGACCGUUAAACUUUCCGAACUACUUGAUCUAGCUCUUGGAACACCUGAUCCAGGGUCGGUUAACUUCGGCAUACUGUAUAUCAUUUUAUCACAUAUUAUAAAGCACCUCAAAAUCGACUAUGUGGAGCCAGAUGUAGAGAAACCUUCAAAUGAACCACAGUCACGGAACGAUGCAAAAAUAUCAACUUCUGAAUUGACCCCAAAUAUUUUCCAUAACAUUCAAAAAAGAUUAACAACUAUAGAAUCUCAAUUAACAUUAUUAAAUUCUUUACCAAAUAAUGAAGAUAUAAUCAGUUUAAUUAAUAAAGAUAAUAAUAAUAAAAAGAAUAAUCAUUCAUUGGAUACAUUAAAUGAUGAUUAUAGAAUAGUAACUAAUUUAUGGCAAACUGUACAAACUAAUAAACGUUUAGAUGCUACAGAAGAAGGUCUUCAUCGAUUAAGCUCCUUGACAGAUGACCUACUUGGACAAAUCAAAAGAUUUUCAGAACAAAAUAAAGCAUUGAAAUCUGCACUUGAAGAAGCACUAUUAAACUCUGCAUUAAAGGAUCAAUUAGCAGAAUUAACACGAAAAUUAGGGGAAAUUGAAAAACGUCAGAAUCAACAAGCAACUUUAUUACAAAAUGUUGUUCAUAUGGAUGCAUUACGUGGUUUAGUAUUUUGGCAUACAUUAGGCAAAUCAAUUACUGGUGUAGAUUAUUUAACGGCUUAUUCACAAGUCAAUACUACUAAUAAUAAGACUUAUCAUGUCAAUACUAUUGAUAAUAAUAAUCUAAUAAAAGAUGAAUCAAAUUGUUUAACAAAAAGUUUACCAGAAGAAUUUCUUGAAUGUCCAGAUCCAGAUCUAUCAUCAACACUUCGAAAACUUGGAAAUGUAGCUUCUGGAUUUGAUUCAGUAGUUAAUCGAAUUGAACAACUUGAAAUCUCUGUUCAUCAUGAUACAGAUUUAGAUAAGGCAUUAAUAAAACAAAAACCUGAUCGUAGUGAAUUAGAAGGUUUGGGUGUACCAACAGAAUUAUAUGAAAAAAUUUAUAGUUUAGAAGCUAUUGUAAAAGAGUUAGCCAAAGAAAGAGAGAAGAUUUACGUGGAUUGUGGAACAUCACCCCAUAUGCCUUAUCCAACUGAUGAUAAAAAAUUAUUGAAAAAAUUACAAAAUACCAUGUCAGUAUUACAAGAGCAAAUCAAUCAGUUGAACAAUAUUGUUACCAAUGUACAAUCACAAUUUAAAAAACUUCACGAAACUGUUGAGGAUGUCAAACAGUAUGCAGAUGAUUUGGAAACGCGUAAAGCAGACGCAAACUAUGUGGAUACACAAUUAGACAAGAAAGCUGAUCGGGAAGAUGUAAAAGAUUUCAUUAAUCGUUUAGAAUUUGAUAAUACAAAUCAAGCACUUGAAAAAUUAAUUGAAGAUCUAUUUGCAAAGUUAACCUUAGCGGAAAAUGAACUGAAAUCAUUAUUAACCGAUUUACAAGAAACUAUGGAAACAAAAUUAGAUCGUGAUGAAAUGGAACAAUUAAGAGAAUGGUUAGAGAAACGAUUUAAAUCAAUUAAUAAACGUCUUAAUUCAUUUUCACAUGAUACAUCACCAACUAGACAAAUAACAGAUGAAGCUGCUGGUUUAAAACGUAGUCUUAUGCAACAUUAUCAUUGUAUAUCAUGUGAUCGUCCAUUAGAAGUUGCUUUAAGUCAAGAAUAUUUAGGCAGUUAUCCAACUGACAAUCGUGGUUUCCCAAUGAAUAAAUCCAUACGACCAUAUACCACAUUUGAUUUGGAAAGUUUACGUCAUCAAAUACAAACACGAUCUAAUAAAGCAUUUUAUAUAGAUCCACCAUAUAAACGAUCUAAUUGUAAUUAUUAUGAUGUUUAUGGUGGUACACCACGUCAAUGUGGUGGAACUCAUACAACUGCACCAUCAUCCAAAAGAAAAUCACGUGCAACAACUUGUAAAAGCUCACUUCAUGAUGGUGAUGUCACAACAAAGUCUUCCAUUCCAUAUUCAUACAGAGAAACUCUUAAUUUACAAGGUAUGGAUGGUCAUAUUUAUCGUGGUUCACCAAUACAAGAAAAUCAACAUUUAUUAAAUAAUAAUGAUUUAUCAACAGGAAAAGAUGAAGAGAAUUUAGAUAAAGAUUCUGAUCGAAAUGAGAAGUUACCACCAGUUUCAAAGUCAAGUCGUUAUGUUAAUACAGUAACAGCUAGACCUCAAGUUACUUAUAAAUAUAAUAAUAUAGAGAAACGUGAUAAAAGUCAAUCACCACAAUAUAGAAAAUAUAAUCAAUCAGAUGAAUUACAAUAUAAACAAUCUAAUCUAAAUAAUAUAGAACAUUUACCACAAUUAAUGAUUGGUUCUACACAAUUACCUAAUCAACGUCAACGUAAAUAUCAAUUGAAUCAAAUAAAUAAUAAAUUGAUUAAUGAACAUUUAUCAGUUAAAACAAAUGGUUAUGCUGUUAUUGUUGUACCAAAUACAGGAACAAUAGAACAAGAAACUCCAGAACUGAAAACAGAGAAUGGUUGGAUUGCUGAAAAGUUAAACAAUGAAUUGAAUGAAAAUUCAUCUCCAACUGGUAAAGAGAAGCAUAGUUCAACUUAUCCAAGUCCAGCUACAAAUGAUAAUGAUGAAGGAGAAGUGGAAUUAGAACUAGUUACAAGAGGACAAUCAUCACCAGAUGUGAAUAUUACAGUAGACGAGAUUUCCAAUUAG
Schistosoma rodhaini is the source of this 2727-nucleotide messenger RNA. Lineage: Eukaryota; Metazoa; Platyhelminthes; Trematoda; Strigeidida; Schistosomatidae. The record is from the annotation of a GenBank genome assembly.